Messenger RNA from Chionomys nivalis (European snow vole), 1520 nucleotides. RefSeq names its product retinol dehydrogenase 13 (gene Rdh13). Gene Ontology annotation, molecular function: oxidoreductase activity. The record is from RefSeq and is a predicted model, not a curated record. The coding region runs from base 135 to 1139 and encodes 334 amino acids. NCBI's taxonomy places the organism in Eukaryota, Metazoa, Chordata, Mammalia, Rodentia, Cricetidae. The transcript has 7 exons.
UGGCCCCACCUCAGGGCGUGUUCUGGAGGCCGCGUACUUCCACUUCCACGCUCUUUCGCACGUGUGUUCCCCGGCCCUCUUUGUAGUUGCCCGGAGGGCAGAUCUACCGGUCCUCUGUUGUUCCCCAGCCUGGAAUGAACCGCUUUCUGUUGCCGGUGUCCGUAGUGGGCACGGUGAUCGGUGGCACCGUGCUCCUCAAGGACUAUGUCGCUGGUGGGGCUUGUCCCAGCAAGGCCACCAUACCUGGGAAGACUGUCAUUGUGACAGGAGCCAACACAGGAAUUGGGAAACAAACUGCUUUGGAACUGGCUAAAAGAGGAGGCAACGUCAUUCUGGCCUGUCGUGACAUGGAGAAGUGUGAGGCAGCUGCGAAGGACAUUCGUGGAGAGACCUUGAAUCCCCAUGUACGAGCCCAACACCUAGACUUGGCUUCCCUCAAGUCCAUCCGAGAGUUUGCUAGGAAGAUCAUCAAAGAGGAGGAACGGGUAGACGUUCUGGUCAACAAUGCAGCCGUGAUGCGGUGCCCGCACUGGACCACUGAGGAUGGCUUUGAGAUGCAGUUUGGUGUCAACCACCUGGGUCACUUUCUGUUGACAAACUUGCUGCUGGACAAGCUGAAGGCCUCGGCCCCUUCGCGCAUCAUCAACUUGUCCUCCCUGGCUCAUGUUGCUGGGCACAUAGACUUUGAUGACUUGAACUGGAAGACGAAAAAGUAUGACACCAAGGCGGCCUACUGCCAGAGCAAGUUGGCUGUUGUCCUCUUCACCAAGGAGCUGAGCCGCCGGCUGCAAGGCACAGGUGUGACGGUCAAUGCUCUGCACCCCGGUGUGGCCAGGACGGAAUUGGGCAGACAUACAGACAUGCACAAUUCUGCCUUCUCCAGCUUCACACUUGGGCCCUUCUUCUGGCUGCUGUUCAAGAGUCCCCAGCUGGCGGCCCAGCCCAGCACAUACCUGGCAGUGGCAGAGGAACUGGAGAGUGUUUCUGGGAAGUACUUUGAUGGACUCAGAGAGAAGGCUCCAUCUCCUGAGGCUGAAGAUGAAGAAGUAGCCCGGAGACUUUGGGCUGAAAGUGCUAACUUGGUGGGCUUGGACAUGGCUCAUGGGUCCCCUGGAAGGGGGCAUUCCCUUCCCAGAUAACCUUCAAAGAUCCAGAUGGAACUGUAUUACCAAGGCCUCUGGCUGCCAUGCCCUCAUCCUCUGGGGGCACUGUUGGCAUUGUUACGCUCAAGACCAUGGUUGCUGGCUGACAUGUACUCAUCAUCCUCUAGAGGCAGCGUUGACACUGUUAAAAAGCAUGGCUACUGACUGCCAUGCAAUCAUCUUCCUCUAGAGGCAGUGUUGGCACUAUCAGAAUCUUAAGACUGUAGCUGUUGGCUGCCAUGCCCUCAUCAUCCUCUAGGGGCAGUGUUGGACUGUUAGACUCGCAAGACUAUCGAUGCUGGCUGCCAUGCUCCCAUUUUCCUUUAGAUGGCAAUGUUGGUCCUUUUUGUUAGCUGACCACAUUCAGUUGGACCACAG